AUGGGAGAUGAGAAGCUUUCACGUCACACGUCUUUGAAGAGGGCCAGGUCACUCUCUGAAUCCAUUAAGGGUCUAUUUAAGCCUUCGGGAAUCUCAGGCAGUAAUAAUGCUGCGGUACCUUCAUCCCGUCCUGGUCAGGACCAAGCACAUUCUCAUCAAACAGCAAAGAUCAUAACUAGCAACUUAUCGUCUCCAUCUAUAUCCCCCGUGCAUAGCCCUGUCUUACAAGCGGCUCCCAAGCAUCAUAAGUUGGGCGUUCCUAAUAUUGCAAAACUGUCGCUAACACCUAGCAGGGAACCAUCCUUGAAUUCAGAAAAUGAAAUGUUUUCACAGGAAUCUUUCAUAAGUGAAAAAGAUGAAGAUGAAGCCAAUUUAUUAGAGAGGGAAGAGCUUCAAAAUAAAAAGGACGAAAAAGCUCGUGCGAAACAUGCACGUUCCAAGGACGUUUAUGUACCUCAUCAUCGCUAUACAGUUGGUAGUGAUGAGAUUGAAAGGCAACCAAGGGAAAGGCUGAAAAACUUCCCACAAAAUGCAGCUUCACCAAAUCCGGCAAAUAAUAGUGCCAACCAUGUUUUGGACCAGGAGAAUAAUUUUUCCAUUGAUGCUAUGCUUGAUUAUGAUGAAGAAUCCAAGCUUAGAAGGAGAAACAGCCUGGGCGUACGUAACCAUAGCAAUCGUACAAGAAGUAGGAAAAACAGCUUGUCCACACCAAGAUCACCACCAAUGAAAAAUGGAAAUGAUGGAAUGAACGUGAAUGCCACCACCAAUGUUGGUAAUAGUACAGGAAAUAGAAUAUACAUGAGAGGAAGAAAUCACUCAGACUCUAUCAGUGCUUCUAGCUUACCAAAGUUUCAAGAAAUUGAAUGUAAGUGUAUUUUGGAUUUAGGCCAUUUCAAAGUCUUUGAAAACGGAUACCAUGAACAUUCUUUAAGAGUGCUGCCAAUCAUUACAAACAAUAAAAAUGUGGAUAGUGGUGACGAGAAGGAUAUUGAUGCUUCUGUAAACAGCGGUGAUGAUGGCGACAAUGAUAGUGAGGCAAAUAUGCAUAAACAAAAAUCUGUGUUUUCCUUGAGUGGAUUAUUCAAAUCUCAUAAGGAUGGAAAUCAACAGCAGCAGCAGCAGCAGCAAGAAGAAAAUGGUGAGCAAAUCAAUCUAGAGAAAGCCUUUUCAAUAAUACCAUCCCAAAAAUUCAUCAAAUCACAAACGUUAAAAAAAUCGAGGACAAGUAACCUUAAAAAUGGUAAUAACGAUGAAUUGAUGAAAAAUGAUGGUAAAAAUAUUCCGCAAAUCGUGAAUCCUAACGCUGCUGUGGGUGCUGAGGAGUUGAAACUAAUCAAUGCAUUGUCGGAAAAAAUACGAAAGGGUCUUAAAAGUGAAAAUACAAAAGGCAGCAGCAGCGAAAGCAGAAGUAAUAGCAAUAAACAAGAGGAUUCUGAUGAGCCAGAUAGCAAGACUGGAGUAACCAACAACGAUAUUUCUCACAGGCCCUGUUCGCAGAAAUAUGGAAAAUCUAUUGGAGUAGUCGGUGCAGGCGCAUACGGGGUAGUUAAAAUCUGCGCAAGAUGCAAGACGUCUAAAGAUGUAUUACCAUACAGUACCUAUUCUAAUGGUAGAAAAUUAUUCUUUGCCGUUAAAGAGUUGAAGCCCAAACCAGGUGAUCAAAUUGAUAAAUUUUGCACGAGAUUAACUUCUGAGUUUAUUAUUGGACACUCAUUAAGUCAUCCGCAUUUUGAGGCAAAUGCGGUGAUAACAGGAAAUGCUUCAAGAACCACACCACCAAAACAUGUCUUCAAUGCCCCAAACAUUUUGAAAAUUUUGGACCUAAUGGAAUAUAAUAAUUCCUUCGUAGAAGUCAUGGAAUUCUGUGCUUCUGGUGACUUGUAUUCGUUAUUAACAAGGAAUAACAUCUCAAACGAAUCAAAUAAUGGGAGCUCAAGAUUAAUCCAAACUGUUAAAGAAGGUUUUGGGAGCCCACUGCACCCAUUAGAGGCAGACUGUUUUAUGAAACAGUUACUAAAUGGUGUUCAAUACAUGCAUGAUCACGGUAUAGCUCACUGUGAUCUGAAACCCGAAAAUAUCCUAUUCCAACCUAAUGGGUUGCUAAAAAUUUGUGAUUUUGGUACUAGUUCGGUUUUCCAAACUGCCUGGGAGAAACAUGUUCACUUCCAAAGUGGAGCCAUGGGUUCAGAGCCAUAUGUAGCACCUGAAGAAUUCAUAAGAGAUGCGGAAUACGAUCCACGUCUGGUGGACUGUUGGAGUUGUGGCAUUGUUUACUGUACAAUGGUUAUGGGUCAGUAUCUUUGGAAAAUCGCCAUUCCUGAAAAGGACUCUCUUUUUAAAUCUUUUCUCAGUGAAAUUAAAGAUGAUGGGCAGUUUUACUUAUUUGAGGAAUUAAGGCACGUCAGCAGCGAACUAAAUAGGUUGAGAAAAAUCGCACUGUACAGAACAUUCCAGGUCGACCCCACAAAAAGAAUCACCAUUGAACAAUUACUACAGAGCUCUUGGAUGAGGAAAACGAAAUGCUGUGUAGUUUAUAGACCCUUGCAUGCAAAGGUUAGUAAAUAA
Saccharomyces paradoxus is the source of this 2565-nucleotide messenger RNA. It is a transcript of the gene HAL5, whose product is annotated as protein kinase HAL5. Gene Ontology annotation, molecular function: ATP binding; protein serine/threonine kinase activity. Gene Ontology annotation, biological process: protein phosphorylation; intracellular signal transduction; intracellular monoatomic cation homeostasis. The transcript has a single exon. The coding region runs from base 1 to 2565 and encodes 854 amino acids. The record is from RefSeq and is a predicted model, not a curated record. NCBI's taxonomy places the organism in Eukaryota, Fungi, Ascomycota, Saccharomycetes, Saccharomycetales, Saccharomycetaceae.